UUUGACAGAACAGCCUUGCCAAGCUACAAGGGAAACGCUUUCAGUAGAAAUUUGUAUAUUAUUGAACGUAUAUUGUAAGGUACUCAAAAAAUAGGCUCCUGGUGGAAAGGACGCAAUGGGAGACUGCAGUGACCUUGACCGGCAGAUUGAACAGUUGCGGCGGUGUGAGGUCAUCAAAGAAGCAGAGGUUAAAGCUCUCUGUGCUAAGGCAAGAGAAAUACUAGUAGAGGAAAGCAACGUACAAAGAGUUGACUCGCCCGUCACAGUAUGUGGAGAUAUUCAUGGGCAGUUUUAUGACCUGAAAGAAUUGUUUAAGGUCGGAGGAGAUGUACCAGACACUAACUAUCUCUUUAUGGGAGAUUUUGUUGACAGAGGUUUCUAUAGUGUAGAGACUUUUCUGCUUCUUUUAGCAUUAAAGGUACGAUAUCCUGACAGAAUAACAUUGAUCAGAGGUAAUCACGAAUCGAGACAGAUCACUCAAGUUUACGGCUUUUAUGAUGAAUGUCUAAGAAAAUAUGGUUCUAUCACAGUUUGGCGGUAUUGCACAGAAAUUUUUGAUUACCUCUCCUUAUCAGCUAUUAUUGACGGAAAGAUAUUUUGUGUACAUGGUGGUUUAUCCCCGAGUAUCCAAACCCUAGACCAAAUUCGUACCAUUGAUCGAAAACAAGAAGUACCCCACGACGGACCUAUGUGUGAUCUGUUAUGGUCUGAUCCUGAAGAUACACAAGGUUGGGGUGUGAGUCCAAGAGGCGCUGGUUACCUCUUUGGUUCUGAUGUUGUAGCGCAGUUCAACGACACAAAUGGCAUUGACAUGAUUUGCCGUGCACAUCAGUUAGUUAUGGAAGGUUACAAGUGGCAUUUUAACAACACAGUUUUAACUGUGUGGUCUGCACCAAAUUAUUGCUACAGAUGUGGGAAUGUAGCAGCUAUUCUGGAACUGGAUGAAAAUUUGAAGCGUGACUUCACCAUCUUUGAGGCGGCACCACAAGAGAGUAGAGGCAUCCCAGCCAAGAAACCUCAAGCAGACUAUUUCCUUUAGGCUGUCAUUAAAUAUUUCAGUUUUGUAUAGUUCCCCCCUUUUUUUUUUUUUUUUCCGUGGGUCAAUGUGUGGUCUUUGUAACCCAAGUUAUACUUUGGCUCUUUUAUUGUUGGGUGCUAAAGAACAAUAAGAUUCCCAGCAUACACCAGAUAACUUACAUGGGCUCAAGGAACCAAAAUUCAGAUAAUUGGAUUUUGUUUUAUUUCAUGAUGUAUUGUGUACGUAUUGUAAAAUAUUAAUUGAAAUAUAAAUGUUCCAUUAACAUUCCUUGGAUUUUGGUUAAUUGUGUCAAAGUCUGAUACAUGUAUUGGUGUGUUUAUAUCAGCCAGCCGGGGUCCUCCUCUCUAGAAAAAACAACAAAACCUCAUAUGUCUCAAUACGUGAGUGGUCAUUCUUUGAAGAACAUUACAGUAUAAGGAUUCCCCAAUAUCUUCUUCACUGCCAUAAAUUUAUUUUUUAAUCAUCUAAAGUUAUUGACAUCUGAUUUAUUAAGUUUUAUCUUGUAUCAUAAUUUUUUUUUAUUAAAUCACAGAAGAUAAUGGUCUACCACCCUAUGGGGAAACUGUGGAAAGCAGAAUUCUUUUUAACAUAUUUUGAAAUAACUAAAUAUGUCAAUGUGGUUUUGCCUCUUGUGUUUAAUAAUAGGGUGCAAAUAUGAUCAUUUCAAAACUAGCUGACAAAUUCUGUGCCUCACAUUUGAAUGAUUGAAUAUUUGGACCUUAGGCUUGAAUAAGCCUGGUUAGAUGGUAACAAUUUUUAUAGAAAUGCUACAUUUACCUGUACUUCAGUCUAUAGAAAUGUGAAAUUUUUUAAACUUCAUGUCAGACUGUUGUUUCCCAUUUCAGCUGUUUGAUGCGGUUUUAAAUUUCUGACUGGUGACAGUAGGGGACAUGAAUCUUGCUUACACUGUAACUCCUUGGGUAAAGUAACUUGCUGGACAAGUAAUGUGGAUAUUAUUGUUGUCUUUAGUUAUUAGCAGCAGGUUCAGAUGUCUAGUAUGUUUUGCUUCCAAUAUAGAACAUUCUUAUAGUACAUGAAGUGUGAAAUGAAGUUAAUGGAAGUGGUGUCCAAGGACCAAAUCUUUAUUGACCUCAUGGGAACAUAUAAAAGUUCCUUGUAUGUGAACCGUAUGGUUAUAUGGGAAUAUUAUCUGCUGUAAUCACUUCAUGAUUAAACUUCACCUGUAAAUGAAGCAUAGCUCAUUGUUCAUCCUGAUCAAUACCCAUCAUUUAGUCAACAGUGUCCUGUGUAAAAACCCUCAAGUGGGGAAGCACUUACAACUGAACCAUUCCAGUGUUUGGAAAUGGUAAAGUUUUGUCCUUAAGAAAAAAAACUGCUGAAACACUAAUUUGGAAGAAAAGUCUGAAUCAAGAAUGAAAUUUAAUCAAACAAAAAUAAUUUCAAAUGUGCUGCCAUUCAUGAUGGAUGUCCAUGAUAAUGUAUGAAGAACUUGCUUGAUAGCAUAAAGUUUGGUCAAGAUAUCACCUGAUCACUAUUAUCUCCUAUAGGUGUUAAAAGCCUUACCUAAGGUGUGGUUAUUGAUAUCCCAUUUUUUGGUAACCCUACAAUAUUCUCUUUUAAUAAACAUAUUCUUGUUAAUAUUUUAAACACUGGAUUUUAGAAUACAACUUUUAUUGUUGGUAUUAGUAAAUACUUAAGUUGACAAUGGGUAUAUAUCCUUUCAAGAUGAAAAUCAACAUAGUUAUUAAGGUAAAGCCAAGCUAAUUGAAGGUAAUCCUGUUUUUCUCAGUCAAAAGAAGACAAAGAAAGGUUUUAGCAGAAAAUCAUUUCCUCGUACAGUUGUAAUUUUAUAAUAAAUCAAAAAUAUUCAAGUAGGAUCAUAUUCAAAUCUUAAUUUUUAAUUUAUCUGCCCAAUGUGUAUACUGAUACAAUAAUGAAAGGGGUACUGCUAAAUUUGUUGUAGAUGUUCAUGCAUUCUGUUGGGAUUUCAUAUACAGUAUUUAAAGCUUUUAUUUUACAAUUGUUGGUGAAAAGAUGCCAUCCUUGUCUAUACUGUAUAGUACAGUACUAUCAAUUGGUGUCAGGUUUCUUUUAUGUGUGUGUACAUGCAUACAUGCUUGUGUGUAUCUGAAAGUGGCGUAAGAUAAGUAAGGAUUUUUUCCAACUUAUCUACUUUGGUGUUCAUAGUAGCAGAGCAUAAUUUGUUUCUUUAGCUUUUAGAAGUAUGGAAAAAAUUCUACUUUAAUUUUUACUUUAAAUCCCAAGCAUAUUCUUCAUUACAUGUAAUAAGUGACUCCCACAUACUGCUGUGGUGCUACAGUGUAAUGUGUAUUAUUAUUAUAUGGUCAAGAAAUAUGGAUGGCAAUCAUGUAAUAUAAAAUAGUGAUUAAAGCACAAAGGGUUAAAUUUUUUGAACAUGUAAACAGAAAACCAGUAUGUAGAGUAAAGAUUAAUUUAAUUGUAAGUUUAGAGAUAUUUGGUAAGCAUUAUUAUCUUUAUAUUAGAUUUUCUCAAGUCUGUUGUGUUAAUCUUGUCCAGGAAGGUCUAGAUUGAUGGGAGAGAAAUGUCAAAACUAGGAGAUUGGGAUGAGACGACUCUUUGCUGAGUUUUUUUUAAUAGAUUUCCAGUUUUUAUUGCACUCAUAGUGUACAAUGUGUUGAAGUUCUGAAGUAUGAAAAUCGGCAGAAAAAGGCAUGUAGGGUGUGGGUUGUAAAAGACAAAAUAUGAGGUUAUUGCUGAUGAUGGUUCAGUUGUGGGAUCUUCUCUAAUGCCAUAGGAAGAGCCAUUACACCACUUGCCCCAUCUCUCUGACUGGUGUCCAGGGUCUAUGAACCUUGGUCAUCCUCCAAUAUGACCCAGUAUUUGGAUGUUAUGUACUGUACAAAGGAAGUGAAUGCUCACAUGCCCCAAUUAUGAAAAGCCUAUUGGCUGUCUCAUUACAAAGAAUAUGAGAUGGACUGUACAUAUUUGCAAGUUGUUAGUUUUCAGCAUGUAUCAAACUUAGUGGAGUUCUUGAAAAUGUGAGAAACAAGAUUAUAUAUGCCAUUGUUUCAUAAUAUGGGCUCCUGUGCAUUUUCAAAUUCUCAGACUCGAACGAUUAUAUCAACCAAGAUCCGUGCAUUUCUCAAGAUGCAUAUUAUUUAACUCUGUAUGAUUAGUAAAUCAAGGUCAGUUUCCUUGUGAAAGUUAAGUAUAUUCUCUUACAGGAGUCGUCAAUAUUUGCAUUGUGUAGAAUGAAUAAACAUUUAUUUUC
Homarus americanus (American lobster) is the source of this 4253-nucleotide messenger RNA. RefSeq names its product serine/threonine-protein phosphatase 4 catalytic subunit (gene Pp4-19C). The coding region runs from base 116 to 1039 and encodes 307 amino acids. Gene Ontology annotation, biological process: peptidyl-serine dephosphorylation; double-strand break repair via homologous recombination. Gene Ontology annotation, cellular component: nucleus; cytoplasm. The transcript is spliced from 7 exons. The record is from RefSeq and is a predicted model, not a curated record. Gene Ontology annotation, molecular function: protein serine/threonine phosphatase activity. NCBI's taxonomy places the organism in Eukaryota, Metazoa, Arthropoda, Malacostraca, Decapoda, Nephropidae.